CUUAUUUCUCUACAAAUAUUAGAAGUAGUACGGCUUUAGUUACAAAUAUAAAAUGUUGAUAACUCUUAAACAUUCGGCUCUUUGAAGUAAGUUAACUCUAAACAAUCGGCCAGAGCCGGCUUCUGAAGUUUAGUUUAAUGCUGUUUGUUCUAUGUUUUAACUUCAUACUGCAAUACGGAAGAUUUUAACUAAAGCGAAAAUUAUAAGAAGCACAAUUCAUCUUCUAUCUUUCACCACUACAACUCACAGCCUAUCUUGCAAAUUUUUGCCUAAGCAGUAUAUAUUCUUACUUAAUAUCGGAAUGGUUUCCAAUUCUGCUAUCAUCUUGGUCGCUGUUGCUUUUUUCAGCGUCAUCUCUGCCAAGGACUUCAUGGUUGGAGAUAACAAAGGCUGGACUAUUAACUUUGAUUAUCAGGCAUGGGCACAGGAUAAGGAGUUUUAUGUUGGCGACAAACUUGUAUUCAGAUAUCCAGUGGGAGUUCACAAUGUGUUCAAGGUUAAUGGAACUGGAUUUCAGAAUUGCAUCAAACCUGCAUUAUCCGAAGCUCUAAUUACAGGCAAUGACACGAUUGUUCUUGCAACUCCAGGGAGAAAGUGGUACAUUUGUGGUGUAGGCCAACAUUGUGCGGCUGGGGGUCAAAAAUUGCUCAUUGUAGUGAACCCUGCAGUUAUGUCUCCAAGCGUUGCUCCUUCACGAAGCCUUGGAGCCCCUACUCAAGAUUUACCUGCUACAGGAUCAGCAAAUGGGAUUGCCCUUGCCUCAUUCCAAUCCAUAAUGGCAGUCGCUCUAGCAAUUUUCUUAGUCAUUGCAGUUUAAAUACAUUUUUAUAGUUUAAAAGAGUGUUAGUAGGUUACUCCAGGCCUCAUUAUUUUGAUUUGCUUAAGUUGAUUACUGAAACCAUAUAUAAUAAGACACUGUUUUACUUCAAA
This is a messenger RNA of Daucus carota subsp. sativus, 930 nucleotides long. RefSeq names its product blue copper protein 1b. The record is from RefSeq and is a predicted model, not a curated record. The coding region runs from base 302 to 817 and encodes 171 amino acids. Gene Ontology annotation, molecular function: electron transfer activity. NCBI's taxonomy places the organism in Eukaryota, Viridiplantae, Streptophyta, Magnoliopsida, Apiales, Apiaceae. The transcript has 2 exons. Gene Ontology annotation, cellular component: plasma membrane.